Molecule: messenger RNA, 1311 nt
Organism: Hevea brasiliensis (rubber tree)
Lineage: Eukaryota; Viridiplantae; Streptophyta; Magnoliopsida; Malpighiales; Euphorbiaceae
Product: protein ACCELERATED CELL DEATH 6
Exons: 2
Coding region: 1-1311 (436 amino acids)
Cellular component (GO): plasma membrane
Molecular function (GO): protein phosphatase regulator activity; protein phosphatase 1 binding
Source: RefSeq, a predicted model, not a curated record
AUGGCGAAAGCAAAUCCUCGACUUAUGCUGUUUAAAGAUGCAUAUGGGGGAACUCCUCUUCACUGGGCGGCAUUCAAAGGUGAUCUUGAUGCAGUUGGCUUCCUUUUAAGCAUAUCUAGAUCAACCAUCUUUGAAAAAGACCAUCGUGGCUACUUUCCAAUUCACAUUGCAUCCAAAGCAGAUAAUGUAAAGGUAAUAAAAAUGCUGGUUGAGCGCUGGCAUGAACCAGAAGAGCUGCUCACUACAGAAGGUAGAAAUAUUCUUCAUGUGGCAGCCAUGAAUCGAAGUGACAACGUGGUCAGAUACAUAUUGGCAACUCCUGAGCUAAGGAAGCUUUUGAAUGAGAGAGACAUCAAUGGAGACACUCCAUUACAUUUGGCAGCAGGUUACUGUCAUCCUGGAGUUGUGCUUUCGCUCACACGCCAAAAGGGAAUCAACUUGAAUUAUCUCAACAAUGAAAUGUUAACUCCUUUUGAUGUUUAUUGCAAGUACAAGGACAUCGCCUUUUUCGAAGAGAUGAAACUGCAAAACGGUAUAACGUUUUGUGCUUUAAGUUCAGCCGGGUGUGAGCAAAGUUUGGAUUUAAACACACACAAGGAAAAGCGAAUUGUUACCAUGCUGCCAAACCCAGCUAAAAUUCAAUGGAUGAAGGACCAAGUUGGAGCUCUGUUAACGGCAGGAACGCUUGUGGCCACAGGCACCUUUACUGCUGGAUUCGCCUUGCCCGGUGGUUACAAUAGCCCUGAUAAUAACCCAGACAAAGGAACAGCAACAAUGAUAAACAAUCAUAUGUUUCAAUUGUUCAUGAUUUGCAACACCGCCUCUUUCUAUUGCUCCAUCAUCUGCAUUUUGUGCUGUUCUUAUGCAUUGCUUGGUGAUGUCUAUCCAGCUGUAAAGGCUCUCAGGCUUGCAGGAAAACUUUUCGGAGUAGCUCUUCCAAUGAUGUCUCUGGCGUUCAUGGCUGCACUGCAUGUAGUAACAGGCAAACUUUCUUGGCUCGCCUCUCUCAUUCUCAUCAUGGGAACCAUCUCUCUUGUCAUUCUUUUUACAGACUCCAUAAUAAGUUUGGCUCCACUUGACUGGAAUCUGCCUCUGGUGCGUUCUGUCUCCUACUGCAUCUGUCGACUAUUGGUUUUCGUAUUUUUAAGAGAAUAUGAUGCUGAACCUCCUGCUUACUUAUCGGAAAAAUCCGGCAGCAAGAAUAAGAAAAAAAAAUCUAAGAAAAAAAAAUCUAAGGACAAGGUUGAAAAAGAAAGUAGCAGCAAGAAUAUGAAUGAGAAAUCUAAGGACAUGGAUGAAAAAGACGAAUAA